Messenger RNA from Tilletiopsis washingtonensis, 2131 nucleotides. Its product is annotated as homoserine acetyltransferase. Bases 119 to 1798 code for a protein of 559 amino acids. The transcript has 5 exons. NCBI's taxonomy places the organism in Eukaryota, Fungi, Basidiomycota, Exobasidiomycetes, Entylomatales. Gene Ontology annotation, molecular function: homoserine O-acetyltransferase activity; L-serine O-acetyltransferase activity. Gene Ontology annotation, biological process: L-homoserine metabolic process. The record is from RefSeq and is a predicted model, not a curated record.
GACCGUCGCGACCACCAUCUCCCUCCAUUCCUUCGGUGCGACAGAGCAACGCCCGCCAGCUCGGCCUCGCCUUGGCGCUGCACCACUGCACUGCGCCCAUCUCUUCUCGCUCGCAGACAUGCGGCUCGGCCAUGCCAACGUCGCUGCAGCCCUGGCGAGCGCUGCGCCGUCGUCCAGCAAGCUGGUGCUCUCCCGCCAGGUGCCGGCGGCCAGUGGCGCACAGCGCACGCUCUUCACCGGCGCCGCUUCGCCGCAGCGGGCUCGUCUGCGAGUCGCCGCGCACGUUGCUGCGCGGCGCGCCCUCUCGACACCCUCGUUCCCCUGCGUGGAUGCCAACGAGGCGCGCACGGCACGCCUGCUGGCCCAGGGCCCGUCGCUGCAGCCGGCGUCGGCCUCGCCGACGGCCGUCGACAGCGGCCCGGAGCCGAUGUACGGUGCGCCGCGCGGCUACAAGACGUUCGCCUGCGAGGAGAGCAUGUCGCUCGACUACGGCGGCGAGCUGCCGCGCUUCGACAUUGCCUACGAGACUUGGGGCACGCUCUCGCCUGCGGCCGACAAUGCCAUUCUGCUGCACACGGGCCUGUCCGCCUCGAGCCACGCCGCCUCGACGCCGAGCCAUCCGACGCCCGGCUGGUGGGAGGCCUUCAUCGGCCCAGGCAAGCCCAUCGACACGGACCGCUACUUUGUGAUCUGCACGAAUGUCAUCGGUGGCUGCUACGGCAGCACUGGCCCGUCGUCGCCGCACCCGCUGGACCCCGCGGGCCGCCCGUAUGCGUCGCGCUUCCCGAUCCUGACGCUCUUCGACAUGCUGCGGGCGCAGUUCCGCCUGCUCGAUCAUCUCGGCAUCCAGCGGCUGUAUGCCUCGGUGGGCAGCUCGAUGGGCGGCAUGCAGAGCGUCGCUGCCUGCCACAUGCACCCCGACCGCGUAGCCCGUGUGGUCAGCAUCUCUGGCUGUGCACGCUCGGCGCCGGCCAGCAUCGCACUGCGCUAUGCUCAGAGAAGUGUGCUCAUGGCGGACCCGAACUGGAACAGGGGCUUCUACUACGACGAGGGCCGGCUACCGCCGCAUAUGGGCAUGAAGCUCGCGCGCCAGAUCGCGACGAUCACCUACCGCUCGGGGCCCGAGUGGGAGCAGCGCUUUGGGCGCCAUCGUCGGCUGGCCGCGCCGCGCAAGGAGAACAAGGCCAGCGCCGGCCGGGUCUCGGACCGCUCGCCAGAGGACCAGGAGCAGGACCCGGCGCUGUGCCCCGACUUUCUCAUCGAGACGUACCUCGACCACCAGGGCGAGAGCUUCUGCCUCAAGUACGACGCCAACUCGCUCAUCUACAUCUCCAAGGCGAUGGACCUCUUCGACAUGUCCGACUUUGCGCUCGCAGAUCUGGCGCGACGGCGACGCGCUGCCGCCGUCGCGAGCGCAGCCGACGGCAGCACUGCGGGCAACGCGGACCAGUAUGCGCGGGAGACGAGCUGCCUCGCCGACGAAGAGUCUGGGCAGGGCGACGAGCCCCGCAUGCCGCGGCGUCAGCACAUCCACACGCUGUCGAGUCCGUCGGCGCACGCCUACCUGCCUGCGCUGGCGCGCGGCCUGAAGCGGCUCAGCAACACGCCGACGCUCAUUCUCGGCGCCCAGACCGACAUUCUCUUUCCCGUGGAGCAGCAGCGCGAGCUCGCUGAGUGCCUGCGCAUGAAUGGCAACGACCGCGUGCGCUACUACGAGAUCGACGCACCGCACGGCCACGACAGCUUCCUCAUCGACGUGGCCAACGUGGGCGGCGCUCUCAAGGGCUUCCUGGACUGAUGCUGGGGAAAGCAAUGCAACGCGAUCCGUGAAGAGUUGGCUUGGCGCCUUGACUCGAACGCCCAGCGAAGGGCGUGUACUUGUGCCGGGAUGCCCGCAGAAGGAAGACGCGACGUUGAGCUUGACAGAUGGGAGAACGCGUGCGAUGUGUUGCGGUGACACGCCUCAAAGCUGCAUUGUGCUCGAUCAGGCCGAGUACAGCGACAGCGCACUUUGUCUGUGGGUACUGCCGUGUGGACUCAGGCGAACCCUGCUGGCUCGCCGCUGGGUCCGCCCUGGUAGCAUGCUCUAGAGGCUGGCCGAGGAGGCGAGUCGUCGCCCUUGCACGCGCGG